This is a messenger RNA of Durio zibethinus, 4346 nucleotides long. The record is from RefSeq and is a predicted model, not a curated record. Lineage: Eukaryota; Viridiplantae; Streptophyta; Magnoliopsida; Malvales; Malvaceae.
AUAACUUCAACCUCCAUUGCAAAAAUAGAGUGAAAGAAAGAAAAGGCGAAAAACAAAAAUAUGAAAACAAGCAAAGAGUUUUGGUUUUGUUUGUAUGAUUGGGCGAAAUCUUAUAAUGAUCAAAAUCAAAAUGUAAAAUUUUAAAGCUUUCCGUUAGUUGGCAGCCAAAACAAAUCUCAACUGUUCGUUUCAACGGUCUCUUCCUUUCCCGGACAAAAGUAGUUUCCGUUUUCUCUUUUGUCUUCUUCUUCUUCUUCUUCAUUAUCAUCGUUUUAUCUCAAUUCACCUAAGCUUACCUCAUUGAAUUGGGGAUGGGAUUCUCAGCUUCGUAUUGCAAGGUUAGGAACUACUUUAUACAUCAAUUAAGGCUUUCUGGUAUUCAUCCAGUUCUGAACCUUAUGGUAUCCUAGAGCAUUUGUUGUGGAAAUGGCUACAAAUGGUACUUCACUUCCCAAUGUACAAAAGAAUUUGAAGGGGUUUACAACAGUCCUAAAGUCUGCUGCUUGUGAAUGGUUUCUGAUCUUUCUGCUGUUUAUUGAUGCUGCCUUAUCAUACCUGCUGACUAGAUUUGCACAUUACUGUGAAUUGAAAAUACCUUGCAUUUUAUGCUCUAGGCUUGAUCAUGUUUUCGGAAACGAAAAACCUGGAUUUUAUUGGAAUCUACUUUGCAGCAAUCAUAGAUCAGAGAUUUCGUCAUUGAUUUCCUGCAACAUUCAUGGCAAGCUUGUUGAUGGCCAUGGUAUGUGCGAGCAUUGUCUCACAUCACAUGUUGAGGAGAACAAAUCCAAUUCAGAUAUGCAGAGGCUUCUUUUAAGAAAAUUGGGGUUUGAGCCUGCAGGUUUUGAAAAUUGCGGUUCCCAGAGCUCAUUUUUCAACAGGGAUCUAACUGCUGCUUCUAAAUGCACAAGGUUGUGUCUAUGCUGUAAUAAACCUUGGAUUACAAGACCAAAUGCCCAUAAUUUUCUUCCCCUAAAAUCACCUGGCAUUGUGGUUGCGAAGCCAAACAUUCCUGUGCCACAUCACUUAAGCUGUCAAAAUGGCUUGAAGAAGAUAAGGGAUGAAUUUUCUCCACCAGCAGCAUCUCAUCUUCUUGGAAAAACUGGAUUUGAUCCCUUGUCUCACGUAGGAUAUACAAAGCUGAAGGUCACUUCUGAAUCAGAGUCUGAGGUUCCAUAUUCUGAUGAUGAGCAUGACAAUAGUAUAGUUCAUGAUAUGAAUGAGAAUAAAAAAGAAUCUAUAGUUCAUGCUGCUCCUGAAGCUCCAUCUAAAAGACUGUUCAACAAGUUGGCUACAACAAAACAGCCUGAUGCUAGUGAAACCUGUGAUGCUAAAUGUUUGGCUCCUUAUCUCCCCAGUGAGAAUGAUGUCUGUGAGCGUAAAGGGCAGCUGGCUGAUCUGAAAACCAAUCCUUCUGUACUGCCUGAGCUUGUUUCUCUAGAUGAUAUUCCUCCAUCAUCCAGUGUUGUUGAAGUUUCAAGCUUCAGUGCUUCAUUACUCUCUGAUCUUAUUUCUCUGGUUGAUACUCCCCCUUCAGUUGACGUUAAGGAUGUUCCUCUUGAACCGUUGUCAGAAAAGUUGGCAGAUGUUUCUGAAGAAAGUAAAAGUGAAAAUAUUUCUAUUACCAAGAAUGAUGAAAUCUCAAAGUUGAUAAGCACAUCAACUGCAGCUGGUUUCAAAACUGAUCAAGUUGAAGAUGAUCCUGCCGUGGUAAAUUCAACUGAUGGGGAUCUGAGUGCUGAGCAUAAGUUACCAGUCUGUGGCGAAGAAAAAAACACUUCUGGUUGUGUUACAAAACAACCUAUGCUGGCAUACGAUAAUGGAGUUAAUGAAUUUCUUAACUCAUUGCCGGUGCAGAAUUCUUUUGGACAAGGGAUUCUUUUAUCACCUAACAAUUUAAGUCCUAAGUUACGAGGUCAUAGCACUGAAUUGCCGAGAACUAAUGAAUCCAAUUCUGGUGAGGUUCAGAAUCUUCAGAACCUAGUCUUUAUGGAAAGAAGUGAAUCUACUGGCCUCGAAUCUUUGGAUGGAAGCAGCGUUGAUGAAAUUGAAGGUGAAAAUCUAGUUGAUAGGCUGAAGCAGCAAGUUGAGUAUGAUCAGAAGUGCAUGAAUGCAUUAUAUAAGGAAUUAGAGGAAGAAAGAAGUGCUUCUGCAAUUGCUGCAAAUCAGGCAAUGGCUAUGAUUACAAGGUUGCAAGAAGAGAAGGCUGCCCUCCACAUGGAGGCCCUGCAGUACCUAAGGAUGAUGGAAGAGCAGGCAGAAUACGAUGUAGAUGCCUUGGAGAAAGCUAAUGAUCUUCUGGCAGAAAAGGAGAAAGAACUACAAGAUCUGGAAGCAGAGCUUGAAUAUUACAGAUUAAACUUCCCAGAUGAAAUACUGGUAGAGACUGUACCUGAUGCAAGCAUCAUAUUAAAGAAGGAAUAUGUUUCUGUGAAGAACACUAGCACAUCCUCCAUAAAAGAUGAUAUAAAUUUUCCCUCGAAAACAAUGUUUCCUGAGGCUUCUGAAGUCAACGAUAAUCCUGUAAUCAUAUCUGCAUGGUCGGAAAUUGAAGGUGAGAAGUUGUAUAUCUCUCAAUGUCUGCAAAAUUUGGAGAGGGAGCUUAACAGGCUUGCUCAUCAUGGGACUUCGCCAUACAUUUCUGAUGGUGAAUACUUUGAUGAAGCAGCAGAUGGAGGCCAACAUCAGCUAGACUUCCUUGAUAAAAGGGAUAAACAAGUAAUGUGUCAGGUGGAAGGUAAUGAUUUGUCUGUACAGAAAGCUUCAUCAAUGUCUAAUGGAAGUGCUCCUUCUCAGGAAAGGUUGAGUACUUCAAUAAGCAGAGAUCAAGUGAUAAGUAAGGCAAACGGUCAUAUGGUUUCCAAUGAGCAGAAGGGUUCUGUGGAUUGUAGAGAAACUGGUUUGGCUGCUCUUGAAAGUGAAAUUUCAGACCUUAAUGAAAGGUUGGAAGCACUUGAGGCUGAUUGUAAUUUUCUUGAGCAUUCUCUAUAUUCUCUUCAGAAUGGUAGUGAGGGGCUGCUUUUUAUUCAAGAGAUACUUUAUCAGUUACGAGAAUUAAGGAAACUUGGGAUAAGGAGUAGGAACGUGUCUGUUUCAUGAGCUUUAUGUGUAUCAUUACAAAGGUAAGCAUGUUAAAGAUAUAGGUCCGAUUAAAAUCAAUCCUUUUAUAUGAGAUAUUAACAUAUAAAUGUUUCUCCCAAAAAAUAGUCUUCUCUUGGAGGAGCUUCUGCACACCCAGUAUAAACUUGUCUGCAUGUCUUGAUUGACAUUUGCUGGAAAUUUCUAUUAUGUCUCUCAAUGAAUUAACUAUGCUGCAUGUGUGUUUAGUUUCAUGUAAAUUGCUAUCAGCUCAAGCUGAUCGUUUAUUUUUGCUUCUGUAAAAUCAAGCGCCAUAUGGUCGUGAAUCAGCAUAAAUAAUCAGGUUAAGAAAGAAUAAUGCCAAAUAUGUGGAAUUUGAUUAUUGCAGGAUUGAGAAUAGAAGAUAGGAAGCAGUUUAAAUAGGUAUCUGACAGAUGACUAGAAGUGACUCCCUCUAUAUCCGAUUUACCAUCUGUAAGAAAGUAGGGUACUAGGAUUUGUAUUAUCAUGUCUGAAUGUGCAUCAGAUGUUCACAAUAUUUUCCAAGUCUGUUUUGACUUCAGAGAUUCUGCAAGUGAUUAUGUAACAAAAAUGAAGUUACUAGCAUUGAUCACAUUACUCCUCCCUCAAGUUGUUGAAUUCUUUAAUGACAGUUUCAUGCCUUGACUCUAUUUUAGUUUACCCUGUAUUUUUUUGGCAUUUAUCAAAAUUUCUCUGUGACAUCCUAAAGCUUUAGUCCUGUACUCAUCAUUCCGUGUAUAUAUAUAUUUCAUAUACAUCCUAUUACCAGAUUGAGCCAGAUUGAGGGUAACAAGCCGGAAGCCAAAGCAAAGUAUGUCAACGUGAAAUGUGAUAUAAAGAUGGCGGGAGUCAAAACUAGUAUCUCUCAGCUUACCACGAAACUGUAAAUUAUGAAGAUCAUGUUUUACAUACUAGGCACCACCUCAUGUAAUCAGCUAUGGGAGUAAAACUGUAAAAAGUAAUUACUUCAUUGUUCGUUUUCUCUCUUGGUGGGUUUUAUUUAUUUUUAUUGGUUGGCACUUGGCAGGGGUUACAUUUGUGGUAUUUCUUUGGAGCACUAUGUGACUAUAUUGUAAAGUGGGUGAUUCAUUUAGUUUUAUUUACUUCCAAAGUUCUUUUUGGUUUAUUCACACUUGAUGGUAGAAAAUCCUACUUCAAUUGUAUAUUAAGAAGAUUCUUCCCAGAUAUAAAUAGUUGAAGGAGGUUGUAUUAUUUUUCAGCCACUUGGUGCCAUACCAUUUUUGUUCCUG